Arabis nemorensis is the source of this 246-nucleotide messenger RNA. The record is from the annotation of a GenBank genome assembly. NCBI's taxonomy places the organism in Eukaryota, Viridiplantae, Streptophyta, Magnoliopsida, Brassicales, Brassicaceae.
AUGGAGAGAGCUGAGAAGAAAACUGAGGCAGAGUCUGCUGCGAUUGAAUCUUUGGCUCUGCUCAGAUCUAUUAGAAAGUCAUGCCGGAGAAUCGAGAUUGGUGGCUCAUUUGUUGCGGUGGGAAUGAAGGGUUACCUAACAGAUCUGGCAGCGAAGAAAUCCAAUGUGUUACGCCAACAAUCGUUUGAGUUUCUCUCUCAAGAUCCGUCUGCAAAUCCGUUUGCCCCUUGUUUUACCGAUCUGUGA